Panthera uncia (snow leopard) is the source of this 1306-nucleotide messenger RNA. RefSeq names its product HAUS augmin like complex subunit 1 (gene HAUS1). The record is from RefSeq and is a predicted model, not a curated record. Lineage: Eukaryota; Metazoa; Chordata; Mammalia; Carnivora; Felidae. Gene Ontology annotation, cellular component: HAUS complex; cytosol. The transcript has 10 exons. Gene Ontology annotation, biological process: centrosome cycle; spindle assembly. The coding region runs from base 16 to 921 and encodes 301 amino acids.
UUGCCCCUGGCGACCAUGUGGGUAGCGGAACCUGCUAUGAUGCGGCGCUCAGGCCCGGUUCCGAUAGGGAGACGGUGUAGGCGUCACCCUGUACCUGGCGCGGCUGGUUUGAAGGUUGCUGCGUGGUUGAAAAAAAUAUUUGGAGAUCACCCCAUUCCGCAAUAUGAGGUGAAUCCUCGGACCACGGAGAUUUUACAUCACCUUUCAGAACGCAACAGAGUCCGGGACAGGGAUGUCUGCCUGGUAAUAGAGGACUUGAAACAGAAAGCAAGCGAAUAUGAAUCAGAAGCCAAGCACCUUCAAGACCUUCUCAUGGAAAGUGUGAAUUUUUCCCCUGCCAAUCUGUCUGGCGCUGGUUCUAGGUACCUGAAUGCUUUGGUUGACAGUGCAGUGGCCCUUGAAACAAAGGAUUCCUCACUAGCUAGUUUUAUCCCCGCAGUGAAUGAUUUGACGUCUGAUCUUUUCCGUACCAAAUCCAAAAAUGAAGAAAUCAAGCUUGAAUUGGCAAAACUUGAAAAAAAUCUAACUGCAACUUUAGUGUUGGAAAAAUGUCUACGAGAGGAUCUAAAGAAGGCAGAGUUGCAUCUGUCUACGGAAAGGGCCAAAGUUGACCAUCGUCUUCAGAACAUGGAUUUCCUAAAAGCAAAGUCGGAGGAGUUCAGAUUUGGAAUCAGAGCUGCAGAGGAGCAACUUUCCACCAGAGGCAUGGAUGCUUCUCUGUCUCACCAGUCCCUCGUAGCGCUCUCAGAGAAAUUGGCAGAACUAAAACGACAGACAAUACCUUUGAAGAAAAAAUUGGAGUCCUAUUUAGAUUUAAUGCCGAAUCCGUCGCUUGCUCAGGUGAAAAUUGAAGAAGCAAAGCGGGAACUAGAUACCAUUGAAGCUGAGCUUACAAAGAAAGUAGAUAUGAUGGAACUGUGACCAGAGUCCAGUCAGCUUCAUCGUCCCUAACAAAACAAUGAGACAAUAGCGAAUGUGACAGAAGCAGAGGAUUAAAAGCUGUGUGUUGGAGCUUGCCCUCUCUUAUGGCUCUGGAAUUCUGAAACCACUACGUAAAGCAACUUGAAUUGUUGGCAGAUGAGAAGCUACAUGGAGCAGAAACAAGUGAUUCCAGCCGAGCCUUGCCUCUACCCAAGACAAGCAGGCUGCCAACUGCCAGCCAUAUGAAUGAGGCCUUCUUAGACUGUCCAGCCCCCGUCAAGCCACCAGCAGGCAGCAGAGAUCAACCAACCUGGCCUGGGCCAGAAGCCCACAAAGUCAACCUAUAUAUCAUGAGAAAUAAUAAAUGAUUGUUAUUUGAAGCUUA